Molecule: messenger RNA, 2773 nt
Organism: Caenorhabditis angaria
Lineage: Eukaryota; Metazoa; Nematoda; Chromadorea; Rhabditida; Rhabditidae
Source: the annotation of a GenBank genome assembly
AUGAUAGGACGGAAGGAUGGACGAGAAAAAAUUGCAAUAAUGAUUUAUGGUGGGUGAAAAAUGUUUUGUGUAACCGAACUCCAAAAAAAUUACUGGUUUGAUUGAUCGAAUUGAUAAACAAAAUACCGUUUUUUUUUUUGAGUUUUUUUUUUUCGGUCGAAACCGGAAUUCCGUGUGACCUUUUCGAGACGUAUUUCGGUCAUGGGAUGAAAAAUUAGAGACCACCAAGGAACAUUUUGAUUAUGAAGGAAGAACUGUUCAAAAAAAAUAAUAACAUUUUCAAACCUCUCCUUUUAUCAGAAGAUUUAUGAUAGUCGGAAAAUCUGUGUUUUGAAAGUGUGAAACCAAAAAUUGAUUAUUCUUCAUAGUAAACGGAAAAAAUGAAUUUUUUUUUUGAUAAAAACUGUUUGUGAAAAGAUAGAAUUUCAGAAAAAUUUAAUUGGAAACAAAAAAAAAACCCAAUAAUAUUGUUUUUCAAAAUCAACUUCUGUACCUAAUAAAAAAUUUGAAAAAAUUGUAUUCCAUAAAGUAAAAUCCGUCUCAAAUCGCUUAAUUUUCAUGUUGUCUCUAAUCAAAUUUUUUCAUUUAUAUAUUCUAUUUUCAAUGAAAAAUAUUAUUUAUAUUAAUAUUCACAUACUCAUGUGCAUUUCUACCCCAUUAUCUCAAACGCAAAAUCAAAUAUUCCUAUCCACAAAGAUAAACCUCUGUCCUUGACACCUUCUCUUAUUAUCAAAGGGUCUUUUUUCUCUACGCAUCUGCGCAAAUACACUCUCUCGCACCCACCCACCAAAAGAGACACCAACUCAACUCAAUCAAUGUGCAAGGGGGCAUUUGACCUGUGUCUCACAUUCUAAUUGCACCCGUCUCACCCUUCUUUUUUUGUCUUGCGAGAGAGAAUAUGGUGUUCUUAUAUUAUAUUUGGCGUCCUCAUUUUUCCUAUUUGAGCGUUUUCUGAAGUAUAAGUAUUUUUUUCUCUCGAAAACUUCUAAAAAUAUCUCAAGAAAACCUUAUCAUCGGUUUCACUGUUAUUUUUUCCCGAAAUUUCCGGCGUAGGUCAAAAAUUGUUAUCUUCCAAUUUCGGUCUCACUUAAAAUUGUGGCAGGUCUCUGAAAAAUCGCGAGACAAACAUGUUUUUUGAUGUUUUAUCGAAUUUUGUAGAAUUUAUUUUCAGAAUUAAUUGUGAGAAUUAUAGGUGGAAAUUAAUAAGAAAAAUUAGGCUACAAAAACUAUAAAAUACAAAAUAUCGAAAAUUUGGAAUAUUUCGUAAUACACUCGACAAAAAAUCAUUCAAAAUUUUCAAAGCUUUGAAGAUUAUCAGUAGCCUAAUUUUUGGCACAAAUUUCAAUUUAAAAAAUUUGAUACAGAACUGGAAAUUGUGGGUCUAAAACCAUGCUUCUUCUGUUAAUCGACCUCAUUUUUUUGAUCAUAAAAUGUUUUUUUUUCAAAAUAUUUUAGAGUUUUCAAUAAUUUUACAACUUUAAAGUCGUCAAAAAUAAUAACUCUGAAUCCACGUUUGUCAAUCGAUUUUCUAAUUUUAUUUUAUUCACCUAUAAAAUAUCACCUCACUAUUUUUUUCAGAUUUAUCAAGCUUGGCCUCAUUUGCAUUUGCAAAAGUUCAACAGCUCACGCUCAAAAUGGAUUUAGCUCUUUUCGACGACGAACGUGUGGAAAGUGUCGAAGACUUCAUUCGCCGUGAAAACGCUGAUGAUUACAAAUUAGUGAACGAUGGAAUCAACUAUAUUGAUACGAUGCCAAUCAAGAUUAUCGACAAAAUUUUCGAAUAUCUUACAACGAAAGAGAUAUUCGACAUGCAAUAUGUUUCGCCUUCAUUACGCGAUUUUUCAAUACCAUAUUGCAGAACACAGUGAGUUAUUUUUUUCAAAAAAAAAUGAAAAAAAACAACGUUCAGCAAGUUUGAUGAAGACGAUGUGACGAUAAUCAAUGACAAAUAUCAUGUGGUUCCAUACGAGAGUUUGAUGUCAAUUGUGAUGCCAGAGAUCUGUGUUUCUGAGCCUUUCCUAUUUGUGGUAAGUUUAAAGAGUUGAGUCGAUUCUUUAGAGAAGGCUUCUGAUCUUUAGACUUUUUGUCUCAAAAAAUCAAUAAAUUUUUAGUUUCCUAUGGAAGGAGAAUUACAAACACGAUGGAUGAGUCCAGAACAAGUCACCUAUGAAUCAUCAACCAUCCUACAAAAUCUCACCCAUCCUGCUGGAUUUUUCAAAAAUGUUUCGAAAUUCACUGUCUGGGACAUUGCACUAAAUGAUGUGAUAGAAUAUAUAAAACUGAUGCCAAAGUUAGAAGAACUUACGAUUGUCAAAGUGCCGAUGAGCGAAGAAAAGUUUUGUGAGAUUGUGGAUGCUAUUCAGCUGAAUGAUCAAGUCGAGUUUCUGCUAUCGUAAGUUUUUUAUAUUGUUUGAACUUGAAAUUGAUUUGUUUGGUUCAGAAUCGAUGGAAGUGUUGAAUAUUCCGAUCGGUUAACCGAACAUUUUCUCGAAAAGACAAACAAUCUUCAAACGAGAUGCAUAAAACUGACUGACGAUGAUCGAACAAUUGCAAGUAACAAAGUCGAAACUUUUCAAGAAUAUUUCAAAAGUCAAAUUGAUGCGCGACCAAGAAGAGAGAACGAGAAAGUUAGUUUUUUUGAAAAUUUUGCAAAUUUGAAUUUCUGGAAUUUUAGAGUUGUAUGUCAUAUGGAAGCAUUGGAACUGAACAUCAUGGAUUUUUCCGGCAGAUGUCGAAGCGUUAUUGGCCGGAUGAAUCUUGGAGAUGGCGUUAA